Molecule: messenger RNA, 3417 nt
Organism: Anoplopoma fimbria (sablefish)
Lineage: Eukaryota; Metazoa; Chordata; Actinopteri; Perciformes; Anoplopomatidae
Product: epidermal retinol dehydrogenase 2-like
Exons: 7
Coding region: 131-1051 (306 amino acids)
Cellular component (GO): lipid droplet
Molecular function (GO): oxidoreductase activity, acting on the CH-OH group of donors, NAD or NADP as acceptor
Source: RefSeq, a predicted model, not a curated record
UGGUUAGAGCAGAGUGUGUCGUAACGUUAGACUGUGUGGUGAGCAAAGGUCUCGGUUAAAGCUGAUAACGUUACUCCGAGUGCUCGCGGGACACCGUCAGUAUUUCUCAGGACCUCUGACUUGAUCCAUCAUGAAUUUCUUCCUGGAGACCAUCCAAGUCCUCCUGCUGUCCAUCUGGUACAAUGUGGAAUCUUUCAUCCACCUCUUCGUGCCCAAAAGGAGGAAGAGCAUAACCGGGGAGGUGGUGCUGAUAACGGGGUCCGGUAGCGGGAUCGGCCGCCUCAUGGCUCAGGAGUUUGCGGCUCUCGGCACAGUGCUGGUUUUGUGGGACAUCAACCAGGAUGGGAUGAAGGAGACCGCCAGGCUGGCCAUGGAGAGCGGAGCCAGCAGAGUUUACCACUACCUAUGUGACUGCAGCGACAAGAACGAGGUCUACAGAGUGGCUGACCAGGUGAAGCGAGAGGUGGGUGACGUCACCAUUCUGGUGAACAACGCUGGCAUUGUGACGGGAAAGAAGUUCAUGGACGCCCCCGAUUCCCUGAUUGAGAAGACGGUGGAGGUCAACACCAUGGCUCACUUCUGGACCUACAAGGCCUUCCUUCCUGCCAUGAUCGCCAACAAUCACGGCCAUCUUGUCAGCAUUUCCAGCUCUGCUGGACUCAUAGGAGUCAAUGGAUUGGCAGACUACUGCGCCAGUAAGUUUGCAGCAGUAGGUUUUGCAGAGUCUGUGGGACUGGAGCUGCUGGCUACUGGGAAGGAUGGCAUCAAGACCACCAUUGUGUGCCCGUACUUCAUCAACACUGGAAUGUUCGACGGAUGUCUAACCAAGUUUCCAACACUGCUGCCAAUCCUGAAUCCAGAGUACGUGGCUAAGAAGAUAAUUAAUGCUGUGCUCACAGACCAGGUCUUCCUGCUGAUGCCCAGGAGCAUGUACCUCAUCACUGCUCUCAAGAACGUCCUCCCCAUGAAGCAGGGCAUUCUGCUGGGCCAGUACCUGGGAGCCUUCAACCUCAUGGACACAUUCAAGGGACGCUCAAAGAAACAGGAGUGAGCGAAGGAGAGAAGAGGUGGAGGAGGAGAAGGAGAAGAAGUCAAGGGUGACUGACAUGGAAGGAGGCACAUUUUAAUCUUAAUGUUCCCAUAAUAAUACAGAUUAGGGCAGAACAGCAGUGGCCAAAAAUUGGAUUGGAAUUGUAGACUUUACCUCCUCUUUCAUUUCAAUGGUUCAGUCUCUCUAUAUCUCACAGUGUAUAAUCCAUCUUUAAUAUCCUUUAUGUACUUGUUUUUAACUGGCAUUGUCAUUCGUUGAUUUUAUGUUAUUUUAUUUAUAAUUAUAUUAUAAUUUGUAAUUGAAUAGAAAUAUUAUUUCAAUUAUAAAUAAUGUCCUCUUAAAUUCAGCCAGCCGGCGUUCCUAGUUUUUUCGUGCUCAUUGAGAAUCAAUCCUGAUGAUGGCAUCCACAAAAAAGUCAAUCAAACUCACUGACAGCGAGGUGGAAACAUCAAGUCAAAGUGAACGUCCCUUCUCUACAUCUUUAUUAUGUGUCUGUUUUUUGUGGUGUGGCCUUCCAUAGGAAGUGCCAAACCAUUGAAACUGAAACCGGAGCCUCAAGUACAGCUGCUUCAUAAACGGUGACAGAUGGAAACAAUACAGAGUGGGGUUUUAAAGGAAUCUCUGCUUGUAGGAGGAUAGGUCCCAUUGUUCUCUUCUGUUCAUGACUGGUAGAAUAACAGUGACAGUCUUCCAAUGUUGUCUAACUGUAGAAAGGACUCAUUGUCUUUUAGAUAUCAAAAAAUACAAAGAUCCAGCAUUAUUGAAUGCUUUUUUAUCAUUAGAAACAGCUUCUGUCUUUACCACAACAGAAUCCGGUUUACUGUGCAUGAUGCCCAUCAGAACCCUGAUCAGACAGAGCGCUUUUUUGCAGUUUUCUGUAUUUAAAAAAAAAUGUGUAUUGUUGCCAGGCAACUGCCAAAUGAGUGCUAACAUUAAGCUCAACACAAACCAUGAACUGUACGACACCUAAUAGUUAAAAGUUUGAGUUAAUGAAAACCAUUCACCCGAACAUCCUUCUGUUUUCUGUUCAGAUAAGAGUAGCUAUAGUCGGUAUUCAGUAAAAGUCACCACAUUGGCAUCGCCUUUCUGCUGAGUCAAAUGAAAUCAAAUGGAGGCGUUCAGGACGCACCUGCAAAUACACAAAGCGCGAAGAGCAGAAAAACUCCAGGCGCUCAGCAACUGCAUAAAGCAGCUCACAAAACGCUUCAGUCUUAUUUUAGACGAAGACAAAAACACGCUCUGUCUGAUAUAUCAAUAUACACUUCUUACAAAAACUGGAUAUUUUUUGAUAACGUAGAAAAGAAGACACUGCGCUGACAUUAAGUAAUAUUCUGUUAAAGUGUCAUAUUAGCACUGCUGUGAAUGUAGCCAUAAUAAUAAUGUCUGUGGGGUUUUAGUUUUGUUGUUGCUAAGUGUUUUUCAGUCCACAUCAUAUCAAAUGUAAAAAAAACAGGCUCUUGUACUCAGGAACCGUGAACUAAAAUAUUUUAGAUAUCUGAUACCUCACCUUAUACAGUUUGGACCACUUAAAUGUUCUCAUUGUUAACAUGUUAGCUGUUAUUAGCUAGCAUUGUAAUAGCUAGCCACAUACUAGCAUGACACAGCUAGCUAGAGUGGAGUUGGGCUGCUUUUGUUUUUCUUAUAUUUUCCCCAUAUUCCUGUUGCAGAGUUAAAAAGCUUUGAGAUUAGCACAAAAAAAUGCUAGUUGACCUUUACCUACAUCCGCUCCCUCUUCAUUCCUCUUUUUUUACCUCAGGGGUCAUCUAGCUAAUGCUAAUUUAAGAAGCUUCAAAGCUCUUUGGUUUACUAGCAGCACUUCUGGUUUAUGAAGACAGUAUUGUCUCACUGGUAUGUUCAGCAGGAUUUGUGUCGGUUUCCUUUGGAUGAAAAAAAAACUUUCCAAACCUGAAGUCUUAAGUUUUUGAAGUACUAUGCAUUUAUUUUGCACUCAAAAUAUUUUCAUUUCCACAUUAGUGGACCUGUCAUUUACCACCACUUUCAGUCUGUAACGGUGAUAUUAUAAAGGUUAUAAUAUAUAUGAGUACAUAAACUUUGCAUUAAUUAACGAUGUUCCAUUAAUUAAUAUGUAAUAUGUAACUGAUUGCCAUCAUAUGAAUGUAUAUCAUUUGUAGUUGAUGUUUUUUAUAUUGAACACAACUUAAAUACUCAUCUAUCUAUAUGGAAUAGGUUUUAAUUAAGAGUAGCAUAUUUUGCCUUAAUCAAGAAAUGAAUGAAGAAAGAAACACGUGGAGAUAUAUGUAUCUAAAGGUACAUUGGGCUGCAUCUCAGAGCUGUCUAACAGUUUGAGUGUAAACUUCCUGGAACUGCUUGAUAAUUUUGAUCAAUAAAUUCCCAUUUCAAAUGUU